AUGCAGUCUCAUCAACAACAGUAUCUUCCUGCGGUUCCUGCCCCUCCGGGGCAUGGUGGCCCGCAGGGUAACAACGCGCCGUGGGGAGGUCCUUUCCCGAGCUUGCACCUUUGGCCCAUUCAAGAUACCUUUCAAAUGAAGAUGAUCCAUCUUCCUGGCGGCCAACGAGUCAAGAUUGGUCGCCAGACCAACACCAAGACUGUCCCAGGCGAGCGCAAUGCGUACUUCGACUCCAAAGUUCUGUCACGAACACAUGCUGAGAUCUGGGAGCAAGGGGGCAAGAUCUUCAUCAAGGAUCUCAAGUCGUCGAAUGGUACCUUCAUCAAUGGCGUCCGCUUGUCGCCAGAGGGCGUCGAGAGCGACCCGUAUCAACUAAAUACGGAGGACCUGGUGGAAUUUGGCAUCGACAUCAUCAGCGAGGAUAACCGCACAAUCAUCCAUCACAAGGUAUCCGCCAGGGCCUACUGCGUCAUGGGCCCAGAGGAUGCGGCUGUCUCUGCCCGUGAGUUGCCCCACUAUCAAAACGAUAUGCGCAACGCACGCAGGGGCGGUUCCGUCUCGCAGCCCAACACAGUUAACCCUUUGAGCCAUAUGGGUCCUUCCAUCAUGAGUGCUGGCGGCAAAGCCAAUGGAUUGAGUUUCGAGCACGUUCUUCAGAAGCUUCAAAACGAGCUGGCCAAGAGCAAGGAAACUGGUCAGGAGCUCCAAGUACUGGCGGGUUCUAUGUCGGAAGUACAGGACACCUUAGGAGGCGGACUGCCUCCAAAUCAAAAUGGUGUUGCUGGGCAGUACAUUCCUGCACAGUUCCGCAAUCCCUCUGCGGAGGCCCAAGCAGCACUCGCUGGCCCACAUGGUUCCUCCGCCGCGGCCUUCAUUGCUCUCCAGUCACAGAUGAACGACACCCAAUCUUCAGUAGCCACGCACUUGGAGCGCAUUCGCCAGUUGGAAGGACAAAUCCAGCACCAAGACGCAUUGCAACUCGAGAUCGCGAGCGUGCGAAAACAGAUGGACGACAGCAGGCGGGAGAUGGAG
Molecule: messenger RNA, 1032 nt
Organism: Cutaneotrichosporon oleaginosum
Lineage: Eukaryota; Fungi; Basidiomycota; Tremellomycetes; Trichosporonales; Trichosporonaceae
Cellular component (GO): cytoplasm
Molecular function (GO): protein binding
Source: RefSeq, a predicted model, not a curated record